Lytechinus pictus (painted urchin) is the source of this 2723-nucleotide messenger RNA. Its product is annotated as tumor necrosis factor receptor superfamily member 22-like. Lineage: Eukaryota; Metazoa; Echinodermata; Echinoidea; Temnopleuroida; Toxopneustidae. The record is from RefSeq and is a predicted model, not a curated record. The transcript is spliced from 9 exons. Gene Ontology annotation, molecular function: protein binding. Bases 224 to 1021 code for a protein of 265 amino acids.
UUUCGUCUUGGAAAUUUGUUCUCGCUCGAGUCACUCGAACCAGAGGAUGCCCGUCAUACACAAUACAUUAACGCUUUUUGCAGAUUCUCCGACUUAUUUCAUAUCCAUUUUUUUUUAAUGUCUGACUGUAAAUGAUUAUCAAUUUCUUCCGAUUGGUGUACGCGUCAUAUAAGAAAAAUACGAACAUAAAGAAUUCACCUCCCGUGGGAAAACUGUGACAAUAAUGGAUAUAAUCAUGAUGAUUCAUGCAACGUUUUAUUCUCGUCAUACAAAGUUAAUAUACUUGGCUGUCAUUUUACAAAUUCUACUGUAUUGUAGAUUUGUUAAUGCAGCAAUGGAGACAAGAAUGGAGCAAUGCGUCCUGCCAUCUGAGGGUGGGGUCAAAGUAUGGAGUCUUUGCACCAAACAGAUGAUCGAUGCAUGUCAACCCGGCAUGUAUCAAUCGGAUAAUUGCUCCGUUACUCAAGCAUCGUGCAAGUCUUGUUCAAGGGGGUCGUUCACACCAGGCUGGAAUAAUUGUUCAAUUUGCUUUCAAUGUUCCACAUGUGAAUUUGGAAUAGAAGAAGAUUGUUCUGCUGACCGAGACACUCGAUGUAAACUUGUUCCUAAUGCGCCAGAGAAAAUACAAGGUACAUCUACCAGACCUUCACUACGUAUUGGAUCAAACUCGUCUGAAACAGAUUUUUUUGAAAGUCAAGACCCGAUGAAAUCAAUAUCUCUUAAGAAUGUUACUACCCCAGAUGGAGCAGAAUUUGCAUCAGGGUGCAAUUGUGGAAUUCAGUUUGAUGUAGCCCACGUUCCUGCUUAUAUUGUCUUAAUUCUGAUUGUCCUUGUUCUCUUACCCGGGAAUGUGUUAUAUAUCAGGGAUCGAAUGAGAAGACGAAAAGUUAAAUCCACAGCUAAUUGCAGACUGCGACAAGAAGAAGACACGCACGAAGCUGUCGCCCAUAAUGAAGAGAUACCCCUACGGUCCGAUGACAAUACCGUACAUGACAAAGAAGAUGAAAUGCAAGCUGGGUAAUGUGCGUACAGGGAGUGUUAUAUGAAGAUUUUUGUUAGUGAUUUCAAAAGAAAUAUGUUACAAGCUACUGGAAAUACUUGUUUUUGAUUGGCUAAGAGCAAGUUAGCAUGGAAAACACUGACAAAACUCCUCGUGAAAUGCUCGUAUAAGGUUGCACCUCAAUAUUGACAUUUAUGUGCACCUCGAUCCCUUCCCAGGAGACAGUGGCGUCAAUCUUCCGCAGCGGGCCCGGGGCAAAAUGCUGAAAUUUGUGCCCCCCCCCCGCGAUUUUGAUCGCUGAGGCAAGCGCUGAAAAUUCGCCCUCCUCAUUCUGGGGCCAUGGGCAAGUGCUGAAAUGGAUAACAACUUCCCAUACAGGAAAACAGUUUGAAGUUGAGUAAAAAUGAGUCAAUUGACUCAUUUUUAUUCAACUUAAAACUGUUUUCCUUGUGCUUUUUAUUUAGCUCUUUACCGUGUUUACCGCCCUUUGUAAUUUUUCCCAGGGCACCCCAAUCUGGGGAGGUGCAUGGACAAAUAGCAAUUGAUUGAACUGAUUUGAUCAAAUUCGAAUUCAAUUAAGUUCAACAAAACAAGUCCGAGACAGGUGUGUUUACAACUAAUAAAUAAAAAAAAAUACAUCAUCCACUAAAGUAUUACACACAAAACGUUAAUUUGCAAACAAUUACAUAAUUGUAUUUGCAAAUAUUGGAAGAGAAGAAAUUUAUCUACGUAGUUUUUGCAAAGUAUAGAAAAAAAUCGUUGAACUUUUGUAUUGCUAGCAGUUUCUGUUAUGGAGGUGUAGUUAAUUAUGAAGUCAAUAUAGGUGCUUAUACUUUCUAAUUCCUAGAUUCAACUGGCACAUCUAUCAUUCAUGUUUAUAAAUAUUUAAACCUUUUAAAGAAAUUAUAACAUGAAAUUUCGAUUAUGUAUGAACAUAUUAAAAAAUAACAGUACUACCAAACCAGAUCAUGAAGAUGCACAAGCAUGCAGUGGACAAUAAAUCGUUUAUGCAAUGUUGUUUCAGGUUUAGUGAUAUGUUUCGUUACGUUGUAAAUCGCGCAUAGCAGUAAGUUAUUACAGAUAUCAGUUUGGACAUUUUAAAAUUAUUUUUCAAUUUCAUUUACAUAUUUUAAUAUGUCCUCUUAAUCUUGAAAAAACGAAACGUUACAAUUUGAUGUGGAACCGUUUAUCUGACUUGUGUCGGAUAUGAAAUGACUUGUUGAACAUAUAGAGCUAUAUUUUUUCACGAACAACCCAAUAAAAAUCAAUGGUGCUUUGACUUGUAAAAUUUAGAUAUUAUGGACAACCCAUUGUAACAGUAUUAGUUGUCUACUUUUAUUGCAGAUUUUAUUUUGAAGGAAUAGCCUGUAUGUAUUGAUAGACACAUGUAUUUUUUAAAAUUAGGGUAAAACAAAUUUAUGUAAGAUAUUUAAUUGUUGAAGAGAAGACGUUUCUUUGUGUAUAAAAAAAUAAGUGACGAGCUAGAUUUAGAGCCAUUCGUAUGUCAACUUAUAAGGUAUAUAUACUGUGCUUAUAUAUAGUUGCACUGUAUGCGGGCGUAUAUUCCGUCUGGAAGCUAUCGCUUAUACGCCUCCUGUUAACAAAUCUGUUGUGUAUAUUUUUUAUGACAAAUUAUUUUGUAUAAUUUAGAUUGCAAAGAUUAUAUUUUGUUAAAAUUUAAGCAAAUAAAUGUUGUUUUUCAUGAUUUGAAUGAGGAAAAGGG